Penicillium cataractarum is the source of this 1431-nucleotide messenger RNA. RefSeq names its product MFS transporter. The transcript is spliced from 2 exons. The record is from RefSeq and is a predicted model, not a curated record. Gene Ontology annotation, molecular function: transmembrane transporter activity. Lineage: Eukaryota; Fungi; Ascomycota; Eurotiomycetes; Eurotiales; Aspergillaceae. Gene Ontology annotation, biological process: transmembrane transport. The coding region runs from base 1 to 1431 and encodes 476 amino acids.
AUGUCGUCCGAGAAAAGCGUCAUUGUGGUUGAUUUUGAAGGGGAUCACCCUCAAGACUGGCCACAGUCUCGAAAAUGGCUUAUCAUGGUCACUGUGGCUAUUCCAUUAUUCUUGAUGCCUCUUUCUUCAACCAUAACGACGCCUGCAGAAGAGGCUAUUGCAGCCGAAUUCAAUGUCACAUCCUCUGUCACCGGACCGCUAGCACUGUCCUUGUUCCUUUUGAUGUACUGCCUUGGACCUAUUCUUCUUGGUCCUCUUAGUGAACUCUAUGGACGAUUGCCAGUAUUACAGGCAGGGAAUUUGUUCUACUUUGCCUUCAACCUUGCUGCAGGUUUCUCAAAUAGCAUGCCGCAGCUCCUGGUAUUCCGAUUGUUGAGCGGAACAGGUGCUAGUGCCUCAUUAGCAGUUGGAGCGAGUAUGAUUGGGGAUGUUUUCCGAAAGGAAGAGCGAGGCCUCCCCGUGGCUCUGGUCAGCAUGGGCCCCGUUCUAGGAUCAUGUUUGGGACCUAUAGUUGGAGGCUUCAUUGCCGACUAUUCCACCUGGCAUUGGGCUUUCUAUGCAACAUCCAUCGCAUCAGGAGCAUUCCUAUUCCUAUGUGCCAUUAUGGCACGAGAGAGUUACGCUCCAGUUCUCCUUCAGUGCAAGAAACAGAAGGGAAUGAAGGAACAUGCACGGGAAAAAGACGCAGCCGAAUCAGUAUGGAAGACUACAUAUGAGAAAGAGAAUGAGACUCUUGGUCAGCGCUAUCGACGAACGCUCCUUCGAUCCUUAUACUUCCUCUGCACUCAACCCAUCGUGCAAGCCCUGGCUUGCUAUUAUGGAUACCUGUAUGGGAUUGUGUACCUGCUUCUUUCCAGCUUCUCCAAUCUAUGGAAAGACCAAUACCAUAUGAAGCUCAGCAUAGGCACACUCAACUAUAUUGCUCCCUGCAUUGGCUAUAUAUUCGGAGCAGCUGUUUGUGCCUUCCUUACCGAUCGGGUCUAUCGAUACCAAGUGGCAAAGAACAAUGGCGUCGGCAAGCCUGAAUUCCGCCUACCGAUGAUGGUUCCAGCAUCCUUGCUUGUACCGAUCGGCCUUUUGUGGUUCGGAUGGAGCGCGGAGUACAAGUCAAACUGGAUCAUCCCUGAUCUUGGUAUUGCUCUGCCACUCAUGGGCGCUACCAUCGUUUUCCAGUGUGUCAGUGCCUACCUCUUGGAUACUUUCCCGGUCUAUGCCGCUAGCGCAAAUGGUGCGGUAUAUAUUUUGCGGGGAUUGACAGGAUUCGGGUUUCCCCUGUUCAGUCCAGAGAUGUACUCGGCGUUGGGAUAUGGAUGGGGAAACAGCAUUUUGGCAUUGCUAGCACUGGUUGUCGGAUGCCCUAUUCCAUUUAUCCUGUGGAAGUAUGGUGAAAAGUUCCGAGCGAGGAGCAGCUAUGCAGACCAGGCGAAGUAG